Ceutorhynchus assimilis (cabbage seed weevil) is the source of this 1581-nucleotide messenger RNA. NCBI's taxonomy places the organism in Eukaryota, Metazoa, Arthropoda, Insecta, Coleoptera, Curculionidae. The record is from the annotation of a GenBank genome assembly.
AUGAGUCAUCGAGUGGUUGAGAACAACAAAACGACUUUCAUGCACGACAUCAGUUUGAAGCAAAUCACGAACGAGUUUCCUCAGCUCGAAAAAAUGUUUUUCGACGUAGAGAACGUGCAUAGGAGUAGUAUAGAUAGCGAGGUUACAGACGGAAGUAAAUUAGAAGAAAAAGACCUAAUAGAUUUUUUAAGUUAUCAUGGAUACUUGAAUAUUUCUCAAAAUAAUAAUGUGUCUGAUUUAGUAACACCUGAAAAGGCUCUGAAAGAGUUUCAAAUUGCUUAUAAUUUAAAAGCUGAUGGAACAUUGAAUGGUGAAACUGCUUCUUUAAUUGAGAGAUUUUGGUGUGGCACAAGAGAUAAUAAUUAUCAAAUUGGAAAUGUUGAUGAAGGAAAAUGGAAAUAUAAAAUAAUAAAAUGGAUUAUACAUCCUCCCACUUCACAUUUACGUAUAAAACAAAAAUAUAUAAAAGUUGCAGAGAAUGCUUUCAACUUAUGGGAAAACGAGACAAACUUGAAAUUUGUCUAUUCCAAUGUCAACCCAAAUAUAAUAAUAUCAUUUAAUUAUUCCAAUCAUUCAUUUUAUGCUAAUAAAAAUGAAUGUCCAUAUGAAUUUCAUUAUUAUGUUCUGGCACAUUCUUAUUUUCCAAGUUUACAAUCUGAGACUGUGGAAAUUCAUAUGAAUAGAGCAUUUACUUGGUAUUUGGAAGACGCACCAUCAGUUCCAGAUAGCCAAAAGAGUUUAUUGCAAGUUUUAACUCAUGAAAUAGGACAUGCUCUAGGAAUUGGACACUCACAUGAUACUCAAUCUAUUAUGUAUCCUGCUUUACUUGACAUAGGCCCUGAUGUUCGAUUAAGCAGUGAUGAUAAAGAAGCUAUUCAAGAACUCUAUGGGAAAAAACAAUCAUCUUUUAAUCAAUCACAAACAACAACAACAACAACAACAACUACUACUACUAUGAAACCGAAAACGACUAAAACAAAUAAGCCGGUAAUUCUAAAAUCAAAUGAAGAGAUAGAGAAUGAUAAUCGAGACAAAACGAUCGCUUCCAUGUACGACGAUGAAGAGUUAAUAUUCAAUGAAGAUCCGGUCAACAAAUUAGCUCAAAGAGCUAAUAUUUUGGUGAGCGUAGACAAAAAUAAUGUUCGUGAGGAUGAUGAAGAUUCGGAAGAUGAAGCUAUUUCUAUGGAUCAGGUGGAAGACCAAAGAUGUGGGGGAACGGCAGAAGUAGUGAUAAAAAAAAUAAAUGCAAGUGAGACAUGCAAUCCAAACUAUCUCAUCAAGCAAAUAUGUACCGUACAAUCUUAUGUUGUAAUCGAAUCAAUGUAUGGAGGUUUCUACAAUAUAUGCUUCCUUUGCCAUUAUCAUCAUGGACUUGAAGCACCAUUGGGAAAACAUACAUUCAUAAACACACACUAUCAAAAAGCGUUUUCCUGUUGUGAUAAAAUCGACUUAUUUUGCUCAUUAUGUAAAACAAACCUUUUUGUUAAUAUGCCAAUAGAAGUCUGCAUUUAUUGUAAUAAGCCUCAAGUCCAGCCAAUAGACAAUCACCUGUUGAAGAAACAGAACUUUGAAGAGUCGUGA